CACCACGAGAGAAGCGGAGACAAGAAGAGCCGUUAGAGGGGGAGGAGAAAAAGGCAACUCGCCAGCAAGUUUGUUUGUGGACUACCCUGCGAUAUGGGAGGAGGCACCACAUAUACUCUUCAAGGGGGUCUGAACUUGAUCUUUAUUUUGCCGAGGGGGGCAAAUAAACUCCUGAAGAGAGAGUGAAGAGGAGGAGAAGAAGACAUGAAGGACUUGGUGCAGUCGGUUGAACUAGGGAUCUCUCAGCGAAAAAGAGCGCGUGGACCUAGAGUUUGGCUAAAGAAUGAACUUGUUCGGGUGGGACUGGCUGAAUCCCUUUGCACAUAUGUCAUGAUGGUGUUCGGCCUGGGGUCCGUGGCCCAGGUAGUGACAGGACAGGGAGAGUUCGGACAGUACAUCAGCAUCAAUCUGGGUUUUGCACUGGGUGUUGCCAUGGGGGUUCAUGUCGGAGGGAAGGUGUCAGGGGCUCACAUGAAUGCCGCGGUGUCAUUCACCAUGUGCACGUUUGGCCGCCUUGGGUGGAAGAUGCUGCCUCUGUAUGUUUUUGCACAACUACUUGGGUCAUUCCUGGCCGCAGUGACCAUCUAUGGCGUUUACUAUGAAGCCAUACACGACUAUUGUGGAGGUAACCUGACUGUGACAGGAACAAAGGCCACAGCAGGUAUCUUUGCCACUUAUCCUGCACCGUACCUCUCCUUGCAUGCUGGAUUCCUUGAUCAGGUGAUCGGCACAGCCAUGCUGCUGCUUUGCCUGAUGGCUUUGUCAGAUCAGAAGAACAAACCGGCGGCGGCGGGAAGCGAGCCUGUCGCAGUGGGUCUCCUGGUGCUGCUCAUUGGCAUUUCCCUGGGCAGCAACAGUGGCUACGCCAUCAACCCAACCAGAGACAUCGCACCCAGGGUCUUCACCGCCAUAGCGGGCUGGGGGGGUGAUGUGUUCAGGUCUGGAAAUGGGUGGUGGUGGGUGCCUCUGGUUGCCCCCCCCAUUGGAGGAAUACUGGGUGCAGGGCUCUACAAGGCGUUGGUGGAAAUGCACCAUCCACCUCUCCUUGAACAGAAAGAGCAGCUGGUGGAGGAGUUUGAGGAGAGUUUGGCGCUGGAGAAACAAGAAAACAUCGGUGCCAAUGUGGCCGUCUGAGGUUGCCCAACGAUCCGGUGAAGCUAAUUGCACAUCUUUAUGGAUUUAAAAUAUUCCAUCACUACGAGGGGCUGGAAGACAAACCGCUCAGAACGCUUAAAUAAGGUUGUUAAUUUCUCAAGCAACUUGAGUAUACCUGCCACACAUAGGCUAUUACAUAUUUUAAGCAAUGAUGCUAAGGCCAAUUGCUCUAAUUUAUGAUAAUUAUAGUAACUAGAUUGGAUCAAAAAUUACAAUACAU
Molecule: messenger RNA, 1375 nt
Organism: Pungitius pungitius (ninespine stickleback)
Lineage: Eukaryota; Metazoa; Chordata; Actinopteri; Perciformes; Gasterosteidae
Gene: aqp7
Product: aquaporin 7
Exons: 6
Coding region: 205-1134 (309 amino acids)
Biological process (GO): water transport; glycerol transmembrane transport
Cellular component (GO): basolateral plasma membrane; plasma membrane
Molecular function (GO): glycerol channel activity; urea transmembrane transporter activity; water channel activity
Source: RefSeq, a predicted model, not a curated record